Messenger RNA from Symbiodinium necroappetens, 2544 nucleotides. The record is from the annotation of a GenBank genome assembly. Lineage: Eukaryota; Dinophyceae; Suessiales; Symbiodiniaceae.
AUGACGACAGCGCACCGGCCGACAUGGAAUGCGGCGAUCGCCAGCAACAGCAACCCAGGUGGCAACAUGAUGGUUGCGCAGACAACGAAAAUCAACAACAGAGAUGCGGCCACCUUCAAGAAGAUGAAAUUCCGGCAGGCUGGCCAGGGUCUUCUCGAAGAUCGUGGUUCCAGGGCAGAUCUCACAGAGGACCUGGAGCGAAGAGAGAAGGCAGCCAAGGAUGAGCGAGAAGGGAGAAUUAAGGAGAGGAAACGGCCAUCCCUAGAAGACAAUCCCUUCCCUGAGGAUGCCGACGAGGAACUCCCUAGUGAGGACGAGAAGGAGAAAGAGGCAGAAAAUGAAGAUGAAGAUGAUGACGACGACGAUGACGAUGCAGAGGAACUGAUGAGGGAGUUGGCGAAGAUCAAGAAGGAGAGGGAGGAAGAGGAGGAGGCCAAGAAGGCCCUUCAAGCCAAGCAGGACAAGCGGGCGCAGAGAGAUGAGAUCAUGAAGGGAAACCCUCUUCUUGCAGAAGGCUCUGACGUCUCGCUGAAGAGGCGCUGGGAUGACGACACCGUCUUCAAGAAUCAGGCGCGCACCGCGCCGAAAGUCAAGCAACGCUACAUCAACGACGCCGUCCGCAGUGACUUCCACAAAAAGUUCUUGAGCCCGGCCGUGCGAUCGAUCAAGAACCUAGAAGCUUUCUUCCAGGACGCCGAAGAGAAGCUGGGAUUGCCUGAAGGCUUCAAGAUCCCGUGUGCCAUGAAAGACUUGAAGUUGCAUUCUGCUCAUGUCAUUGGAGUUGGCGGGGCCAGCUUCCAUGAGAAAACAGGCACGUACGACUUCUAUGAUGUCUAUGGCAAGAUCACGACUCCUGCGGACCUGCAGCGGGCGCUUUCCACAGCAGGGUCCGGAGAAUGCACCAUUGAGGUUCGGGAACACUUGCAUUUCAUUCGAAUCCGUGCGCUGGAGGACGACAACAGCCGCCUGACGGCGCGACUCGACGCGCUGGAGGUGGCGCUGAGAGAAUCCGAAGAACGGAGCAGCAUGAAGCUGCAGGUGGCAUCAGAAGAGCUUGUCAAGAUGAUCAAGAAGUGCGAGACGACCAUCUACGACGAAGUUGGUCCCGCGCUGGAGGCCGUCAUGAACAAGCAGCACGACAACGAGAAAGACAUUCGUUCGGUGGCGGAGAAGUUGGCACAGUUCGAUCUGCAGGAGCUGCGAGAGCUUUCAGCCAAUGCUCUGCAGAUGCGGGACGAGGUCAUGAACUGCAUCAACCGGCUGAAUGUCUUAGACAGCCAGUGGCUUCGAGACAAGGAGGAGUUGCGGGAAAUAGUGGAAAGGACAAACCAGGACCUCAAGGACCUGCAGAAGUACAUUAUGGGCAAGAUCGACGUCGGCAUCGAGGCAGACGCCGACCUUCGGCGUGACCAGCAGAUCCUGAACGAGCGCAUGCAGCUCAUUGCGGAUGACCUCCGCCUCUUGAUGGAAGAGCACCAGCGAUUAGCAAACCGCACACUUGGUGUGGUGGAGGAGAACGAGGAAAUGCGGACACUCCUCGGGCAGGUGCGGGAAGACAACGAGCAUCUGCGGCACGACAAUUUCCAGGUCAGCACGCGGGUUCUCAGCUUGGAAGGCGCAGCGAGCGAAAAGUGGCAAGAGUUUACACCAGCAGUUCUCUACUUCCGCAACUGGCAUCGCACUGCCAAGGGGGACGACGUGCAGCUUUCGGCAGAUCUGUCCAUUGCAGUAGGCCGUGGAUUCCUGGCAGCUACGGGCGUCGUGAUAGGAAACACGGAGGGCCUGGCUGUAGGCGAUGGUCCCUGCAGGCAUUUCGGGACUCCGGGUUGUUUCUCCUCUUAUUACGAGAUCGAGGUUGAUGAAGUCACAGCCUCUCCGGCCGGUGCCGGUGGGCUGUUCCUUGGUGUCUCCUUGCAGAGCGGCGAGGAGAUUGCCAAUCAUCCCCGAAAAGAGUUCGACGGCUGGUUGGUUGGAGGCAGUGGCAAGGCUCUGACACUUCGGGCCAGCUGUGCGGCUGAGCCAAUCGAUGCGGAGAAGCUUCCAGACACUUUCGCCCCAACCAGCGACGAGCGCAGCCUUCGUGAUGCCAGAAAGGCUUUGAAGCUCCUCCGAGCAGCGCUGCCUCCCCUGGCGAAGGGAAAGGUGGAGGAGGUGGAGCUCCGGGACAGCUGGAGCAGCGAGGUUGAUCUAUCUGCGGUCUCGCUCUUUGGGCUUUGGGCUUUCUUGUCCUUGAAGCCAGAAGCUUUAAGUCACCGCUGCCCUGGCCGCCGGCGUGUCUUUGAUGCCGUUGCCGUGGCGCUGCUGGCGGAAGAGGCUUUCGCGGAGCAGGCUCCCGUGUACACAGAGACGGACAACCUCGGAGAGGUUUGGACGACUGCAAGCGUGCUCAAGCGUCGUGCCAAAGAAUUGCAGAAGCUGAGCAAACGCAAGCUCCGGGGCUCGCAGGCUCCUCUUCCACGUGCCUUUCUGACCUAUCUCACCCGAGUGUUAAUAAACUACGACCGCAGAUCGAUUAAACUUUGGGCGCAGUCCGCGCCCGAGGGC